Mirounga angustirostris (Northern elephant seal) is the source of this 5659-nucleotide messenger RNA. RefSeq names its product tubulin gamma complex component 6 (gene TUBGCP6). The coding region runs from base 489 to 5504 and encodes 1671 amino acids. The record is from RefSeq and is a predicted model, not a curated record. Lineage: Eukaryota; Metazoa; Chordata; Mammalia; Carnivora; Phocidae. Gene Ontology annotation, biological process: mitotic cell cycle; meiotic cell cycle; spindle assembly. Gene Ontology annotation, cellular component: centrosome; equatorial microtubule organizing center; gamma-tubulin complex. Gene Ontology annotation, molecular function: microtubule minus-end binding; gamma-tubulin binding. The transcript has 26 exons.
GGGCGGGGACAGCGGUGGCGGGAGCGGGCGCCGCGGUCUCGUCGCAGGCUGAGGCCUCGCCCGGCGACCCUGCCUGCCGCCGCCCCCACACUCCCUCCUCCGGCGGCGCGCAGUCCCGGCCGCCCCUCUCCGGACGUCGACAGAGCGUCCAAAGCGGGCCACGUCCACUGUGUACGGCCCUCGCGCAUCUCCUCGGGUGGUCCCGCUUCCGUGACCCCUGAAGGGCGAAGACUCGUGGGUGGGACAAGUGGCGAGCUGGCGCUCUGCAGCCUACUGCGGGCGGCGGGGUGGCGGCGGGGUGGCGGCGGGCACAGGGAGGGCAAGAACCUGAAAGUGCGAGUGCUGAGCCUCCGGGUGUCGGUUUCGGGGUCGCCGGGCGGUCAGCGCCGUCUGACCCGCUCCCACGCCCUGCGUUUCGGAGGCCGGAGCGCAGCCCGGCCGGGGUGCUUUCUUACUCGCUGGGGGCCUGGAGCUGAGAAGGGGUGGGCAUGGCCAGCGUCCCCCAGCUGUUCGACGACCUGUGCGAGGCCGUCCUGCCGGCCGCGAAGGCUCACCUGGGCCAGCACGGCGGGAGCCGGAAGAGGGCAAAGCAGAGACUUAAGAGGGUGGCCUACAAUGCCCUUUUCACGAAUCUCUUUCAAGAUGAGACUCAUAAACUGCAGCCUGAUCUCUCCAGACUCCCAGUGAAGAACAGGAUCCUCAUGCUGUCCUUCGACUUGAGAGUGGGUGGUCUGGGCCCCGAGGCUGACCGUCUGGAGGGACUGGUGGAGGAGCUGCUAGCAGCCCCUUGCUGUCCGUUCGUGGAGGUGGGGUCUGUUUUGGGCCUCCUGGUUCAGCUGGCAGGGAGCGGCCCCCCUCAAGUGCUGCAGCGCAAGCGGGACUACUUCUUUAACAACAAGCAUGUGGGGAGAAACGUGCCCUACAGCGGCUACGACUGCUACGACCUGAGUGCUUUUGAGAUGGACGUUCAGUCUUUGAUCUCCAGAGAGGAGUACUUGUGUCAGGACAUGAUCCAGAAGGCGCUUCAGGUGAUGGAGGCGGCCCCAGGCACUGGCCUGCCCACCGCGGGGCUCUUCUCAUAUGGGGACCCUUGCGGUGACAGGUUUGAGAGAGACACCCGGGUCUCGCUUUUCGGCGCUCUGGCGCACAGCCGCACAUAUGACAUGGAUGUCCGGCUAGACCUGCCCCCGAUGCCGGACAGUGCAGACCUCUCUGGAUUGGCCAUUAAGGUUCCUCAGAGUGUGGAUCAGUCCGACGAUGAAGGGUUCCAGUCAGCAUCUAAUUUGACUCCUGACUCCCAGUCUGAACCAGGCAUGACUCCAGACAUCGACCUGUGGGAUGCCGUGCUCACCUACGAGGCCAGCAAGCGGAGGUGCUGGGAGCAAGUUGGAUGCCCCCCUGGCCACAGAGAGGAGCCCUACCUCACGGAGGCCGGAAGGGACGCCUUUGACAGGUUCUGCAGGCUCCGCCACGGGGAGCUGCAGGUGCUUGGCGGGGGCCUGCUGCAGGCCCCACAGCCCGUCCUGGUAAAGGAGUGCGAGCUGGUGAAAGAUGCGCUGAAUGUCCUGAUUGGGGUCGUGUCUGCCACGUUUUCCCUCUGCCAGCCAGCUCAGACCUUCAUGGUGAAGCGGGGUGUCCACGUAUCAGGAGCCUCCCCUGAGAGCGUCAGCAGUCUCCUCUCAGAGGUGGGCGAGUGGGGGACACACUACACACGCCUGAGCCAGUUCUCUCUGCAGCCUGUGCUGGACUCCUCGUGCAGCAAGGGCCUCGUGUUCCAGGCCUUCACCAGCGGCCUGAGGAAGUUCCUGCAGUAUUACCGUGCCUGCGUCCUCUCCACUCCGCCCACCCUGAGCCUCCUCACCAUUGGCUUUCUUUUCAAGAAACUGGGCCGGCAGCUCAGGUACUUGGCUGAGCUCUGCGGUGUUGGCACUGCACUCCCAGGUAGUGGGGCCGGAGAACCCAAGCCUGCAUUCCCCACCGGGGUGAAGCUGCUCUCCUACCUGUACCAGGAGGCUCUCGAUAAUUGCAGCAACGAGCACUACCCAGUGCUGCUGUCCCUGCUGAAGACCAGCUGCGAGCCCUACACGAGGUUCAUCCACGACUGGGUGUACAGUGGGGUCUUCAGAGAUGUUUACGGGGAAUUCAUGAUCCAGGUGAACCGCGAGUACCUGGGCUGCAGAGAUAAGUUCUACUGGACCCACGGCUACGUGCUCAUUUCCAAAGAGGUGGAGGACUGCGUCCCUGUGUUCCUGAAGCACGUCGCCCACGACGUGUACGUCUGCGGGAAGACCAUCAAUCUGCUGAAACUCUGCUGCCCCCAGCAUUACCUCUACUGGUCUGACGUCCCCGUCCCUCGGAUCUCAGUGAUUUUCUCCCCCGAGGAGUUGAAGGAGGUCGAGAGGGACUGUGCCAUCUACGUGGGGCGGAUGGAGAGGGUAGCGCACCACAGCUCCAUCAGCAAGGAGGAGAAGGAAUUACGAAUGGAAAUUGCAAAACAAGAAUUGAUUGUCCAGGCCCGGGAAGCAGCGUCCAGGGUCCUGCGAGCGCUCAGUGAUCGGCAGACGUCGGAACGCAUGGCCUUGGACGCCCGGAAGCGAGAGCAGUUUCAGAGGCUGAAGGAGCAGUUUGUGAAGGACCAGGAGCGGCGCUGGGCGGCCAGGCAGGAGGCUCUGGAUGACGACUUGGGCCAUGCGCGGGCGCUCCGCGACAGGGAGAGGAGGCUGAGGGCCCUGGAGGAGCAGCUGGAGAGGAAGACGAGGCAGGCACUGGUUGACCAUUAUAGCAAGUUGUCUGCGGAAGCAGCUCGUCGAGAGCAGAAGGCACUGUGGAAAAUCCAGAGGCACCGAUUGGCAAGUGCACGGCUUCGCUUCCUCGUAGAAGAUCAGAAGCUCAUUCGGGGGAUGCUGAGGGACGUGUCCGAAGGGAAGGCCCUGGAGCCACUCUCUGUCCUCCCUGCUGCCGGCUCCCAGGCUUUGUCUCCGGGCCCCGGGCACUCGGCGGGAGGCAGCAGCUCUGACUCUGGGCAUGCAGAACAGCGCGUGGUUGCCUGGGAUUGCCCGAAUGCACGGACGCCGCAGCGGCUCUCGCCUCCAGCAGCAGGGGCCUGUGGCUCGGGGCCGGUGGACAGGCCGGGGCCGUUCUCUGGGGGCCUCAGCAUCCAAGACUUCCUGCCCGCAGCUCUGGAGGCCGAGCCGCCUGCACACUCUGGCGUGGCCCCUGUCCUGGAGGAGGCGCUGCACACCAUCGGCUCAGACCUGCCUCCCUCGGCUCCAUCCGAAGUGGUGGGCCCAGGGCCUUCGGGGCCACAGGAGUAUGAUUUCAGAACCAUCCUGAGGCCAGCUGUAGCCCCCUGGGCUUCCCCAGGGUCCCUGAAGACUGCAGGAGGCGGCUCGAGUGAUGAGGGGCAGCAGCUGUGGGGGGGCAGUGUCAGGCGGCCACAGGGUGCAAGUGUCUCAGACAGGCAGGUGGCUCUGCCUCCCCCCCACCCCUCUGGGUACCCCCUCCCCCAGAACGGGAGUAGCCAGGCCAUGGGGCAGCUCCUCGGGCGUGCGUCAGAGGGCAGUGUUCCCACAGGGGGCUGUGCUUCUGGGACGGCCCCCUCGCGGCCACGGUGGAACGUCCACGGACAUGUGUCUGACGCCAGGAUCAAGGUGGGGGAGAACGUGUGGGACGUGGCCCCCUCGCGGCCACGGUGGAACGUCCACGGACACGUGUCUGACGCCAGCAUCAAGGUGGGGGAGAACGUGUGGGACGUGGCCCCCUCGCGGCCACGGUGGAACGUCCACGGACACGUGUCUGACGCCAGCAUCAAGGUGGGGGAGAACGUGUGGGACGUGGCCCCCUCGCGGCCACGGUGGAACGUCCACGGACACGUGUCUCAGUCCCAUGUGGUCCUGGGUGCGCUCUCUGGGGAAGGCCAGCCUGAUCCACCCAGGCCCUGCCAGAGCCCCCCUGACCAUGUGUCCCAGUCAGGCCUCAGCCUGGGAGCACAGAGCCCUGUCUGGGAGCACGAGCCACGGCUGCCUGCAGAGACAGCCUCUGACAGCUCCUGUGCUCAGGAGGCUGGCUCCAGUAGUGGGCAGGCGAGUGGCCUCCAGCCUUCGCUGUCUGCAGUGGCUGCAUCCGGGGAUCUGGGAGAUGGUAUCCCCAAGGAGCCAGGACCAGGGACGAGUGGGGACACUGAGGACCUCUCUCCAGGUCACCCUCCAAGCUCACAGGAAGGCGCGGCGGCCCAGAGCAGCCCCGGCCUCGGUGAGGAGGCGGCUGCGGCCCAGCGCUGGGGCCAGGAGCAGGCCUACCUGGCGGGUCUGAUAGAGCAGUACCGGCUGGAGCAGUACCCGGACAGCUACGAGGCCAUGUCAGAAACUCCCGCCGCCCACCUGCUACACCACGGGCUUCCCCGCGCCUUCGCCCUCCCGGAGGACCCCCGGACCCGGUCAGAUGCAGAUGAGACCGCGGUGCAGCUGAGCGAGCUGCUGCCCCUGCCCGUGCUCAUGAAGCACUCCAUCACUGCCCCGCUGGCCGCGCACGUCUCGUUGGUGAACAAGGCCGCCGUGGACUACUUCUUCGUGGAGCUCGGCCUGGAGGCGCACUUCGAGGCGCUGCGGCACUUCCUGCUCAUGGAGGACGGGGAGUUCGCACAGUCGCUCAGCGAUCUGCUGUUUGAGAAGCUGGGGGCGGGGCAGACGCCCGGGGAGCUGCUCAACCCGCUGGUGCUCAACUCCGUGCUGAGCAAGGCCCUACAGUACAGCCUGCACGGGGACACCCCGUUCGCGGACAACCUCUCCUUCGCCCUCAAGUUCCUGCCCGAGGCCUUUGCCCCCAACGCCCCGGACGUGCUGAGCUGCCUGGAGCUCAGGUACAAGGUCGACUGGCCCCUCAACGUCGUGGUCACCGAGGGCUGCCUGAGCCGCUACAGCGGCAUCUUCUCCUUCCUGCUGCAGCUGAAGCUGAUGAUGUGGACGCUCAAGGACGUUUGCUUCCACCUCAAGCGCACAGCUCUGGUGAGCCAGGCGGCCGGCUCGGUGCAGUUCCGCCAGCUGCAGCUGUUCAAGCACGAGAUGCAGCACUUCGUCAAGGUCACCCAGGGCUACAUCGCCAACCAGAUCCUGCACGUCACCUGGUGUGAGUUCCGAGCCCGGCUGGCGCAGGUGGGUGACCUUGAGGAGAUCCAGCGUGCGCACGCCGAGUACCUGCACAAGGCUGUCUUCAGGGGCCUGCUGACAGAGAAGGCUGCGCCCGUCAUGAACGUCAUCCACAGCAUCUUCAGCCUCGUCCUCAAGUUCCGCAGCCAGCUUAUCUCCCAGCCCUGGGUCCCGGCCAGUGGCCCCCGGGGUGCAGAGCACCCUAACUUCGCUCUCAUGCAGCAGUCCUACAGCACCUUCAAGUACUACUCCCACUUCCUGUUUAAAGUGGUGACCAAGCUGGUGAACCGCGGCUACCAGCCCCACCUGGAGGACUUCCUGCUGCGCAUCAACUUCAACAACUACUAUCAGGAUGCCUGAGGCCACGGGACACAGGUGCCACCCCCCCACCCCUCCUGCAUUUGGUUCCCUGCUUGGGGGGCGGCGUCUGCAGCCACCUCCCAGGGAGAGGUAACGCGAGCAGUCCGCGCCCGGCCGCCUGGAGCCUCACCCAUACUCCUGGAGCCAGUCAGCCC